UGUUCCUUCUAGAAGCAAAGCGUAUUUUAAGAUUAAAAUCAAUUACUGCCAUGUUUAUUUAAGAAUCAAUUUAGCUUGAAUGAGUUUAAAAUAGAUUUAAGAGUUAAUAUUUUUAUAAAAUGGCCAACGUGUUCGGGCUGAUAGUCUCGGGGCGUCUAGUGCAGACGGAUUUCACGCCGAUGUCGGAAACUCAGUUCUUGACCACGAUCCUGGAAGCGGACGCCAUCAACCACGUGGUGGUCUUCCUUACCGGCGCGGUGCCGCUGCCAGUCGGUACGGCCGGCAUGGUCUACUGGUCGUGGCCAGAUCCAGCCGCACCCCCUAACUGGCAGCUCCUUGGACAUAUCUCUAACUCAAAACCCUCUGCUAUAUUUAAAAUCUCGAACUUGAAAAAGCUACAUGAACUGUCAGGUGAAAACAAGUUUCUGUCUGCAUUUGGCCAGCAAAAGAUCUGCCACAAUGCCCAAAUAGGUAUAUCUAUUGAACCUGAAUCCAAUGUCCAGUUGCUGGCUUCAUCUGUGGCUCAACAAACUGAGGACUACAUAACUUUUGCUCAGAAGAUGCUGGAAAACCUUGUGAACUUCGUGGCAUCAUUUACAGUUACACAAGAGCAAAUGACACCCACUCCUGGUGUCCUUUACCUCCCCCUCAGCACACUGCAGACGUGGUAUCAGAACUUUGAGCGAAGGCUACAGCAAAAUCCUAAUUUCUGGAGAAACUAAUUGCUGCUUAGAUUAAGGCUUUUAGUACAAUACAGAAUUUAAGCGGAAGACUAGGUGCUGAAGCAUUGCAUUGCUUAGUAUAUUUAAAAUAAUUACUGUAUAAUAGUGACUGCAGAUCUCCUCAACAGCAAAAAUGCAUAUUUUUAAAAUUUUUUUUUUUUUUUAAUAAAACCUUUUGUUACCUUUGUAUAGCCAGCAGAUUCUGUUGCUAUCCUGAGUGCAUGUCUCUGUUACCAUCUCUAAUGGUAAUUUGUAAGAGUACAGCAAAGUAUCUCUUAAAGAUAA
Hyposmocoma kahamanoa is the source of this 1007-nucleotide messenger RNA. Its product is annotated as protein OPI10 homolog. The transcript has 4 exons. The record is from RefSeq and is a predicted model, not a curated record. Gene Ontology annotation, cellular component: nucleus; cytosol. NCBI's taxonomy places the organism in Eukaryota, Metazoa, Arthropoda, Insecta, Lepidoptera, Cosmopterigidae. Gene Ontology annotation, biological process: protein import into nucleus. Gene Ontology annotation, molecular function: nuclear import signal receptor activity; Hsp70 protein binding. The coding region runs from base 120 to 722 and encodes 200 amino acids.